Molecule: messenger RNA, 4052 nt
Organism: Cryptomeria japonica (Japanese cedar)
Lineage: Eukaryota; Viridiplantae; Streptophyta; Pinopsida; Cupressales; Cupressaceae
Product: protein ALTERED PHOSPHATE STARVATION RESPONSE 1
Exons: 4
Coding region: 1113-3590 (825 amino acids)
Source: RefSeq, a predicted model, not a curated record
AUUUUACGCUCACUGGUUUCAAUAAUUUGAGGACGACAUUUAUUUGAACUGAUGCAUUUUCAGUUUGACGAUUAAUACGGGCGUCAAUGUCGAUCAGGGCUCAAAAAUAUUGAAUAUGGGAAAAAAAAAGGUGAAAGCGCGGGCCUAUUCGUACAUUUGACGUCCCCGAGAAAUGAAAGAGGCUUUUGACGGUGAAAUUUUGACCGUCGUAUUCCCGAAAAGCAGCAGACAGGCCUAGAAAGCAGCAAAUAUGGAAGACGGCCUGCAGAGAAGCAGCUGAAAAGGGCGAUUCACUGACGGAAUUUGAAAACUGAGAGUCAGAUGAAAGUGGGUCUUUCGAAGGCGCGCCCUUUUUCCGUCACAUAACGGACAAAAGAAAAACAAAUUUUUUUGAUAAUCGUUUUGGUUUUAGUUUAGGAGAUUAUAUUUUGUCUCGAGGAGAGGGAGGUAGUCCAGAUCAGCGGUCAGAGAGUUGGCAGCUAUGCUAUCUGUACUGAGAUUCCCCCUAGUAAUAUUAUUGCACUCAAUCAUGUUGUAUAUUCAACAUAGGGCAGCCAUAUAUUUAUUCAAUUCUGAUGGGUUAACCGUAUGUCUGUUUGUUAACAACUGCAGUCAGUCUCACUCAUUUCGUUGACUACAGUUAACAAGAAGAAACAUUCUUCCGUCUCUUAAGCCAUGGCCCAUUUCUUGUAGCAUUUAUUUCCAGGGAGAAGGGAGCCAAAGCAGCCAUUCAUGCGUUCUUAUUGUAGGUAGUCAUAAUACUCUCUGACGAGUGAUAGAGAAAUCAGGUGCGUUUAUAGAGUAUGUGGAAUGUGUCACUCUCAAUGCCCAUCAAUAUCAGGGACACUGCAAUCAGUCCCUGCUUGCAUGAACACCAACAUCAUUAUCUGUAAGUUCAAGUAGCUUACCGAGUGCACACAGUGGCAUUUGGGUGUUACAGCGAUGAACAUCAUAGUGGCUAUGACUACCCUUCUUGUUAUAGUGAAACUGCUGCCAACCAGAUGAUGAAAAGUAUGAUUUUUGUCAGCAUUCUCUGAGGUGUUGGGUUGGUCUUUGAUAUUUCUCUUUCUGAUGCUGUCAAGGCUUUGAAUGAUAUUAGUUAGUAUAUAGAGAUGGGUUGCUCUACUUCAAGGCUAGAGAAUGAGGAGGUAGUGAUAUUAUGCAAGGAGAGGAAGAAGCUUAUGAAGCAGGCAGUGGACCAAAGGUAUGCUCUCGCAACAGCUCAUGUUACUUACAUUCAUUGUCUUAGAAACAUUGGCAUUACCCUUAGGAAAUUUGCGGAAGAACAGAACAUAGAACCAGUAGAAGAACAGGACUACGGUAGUACUAGUCCUAUAUUGACACUGCGCAUACCGGCAACGGCUGAAACAAUUGCUCUACCAGAUAAGGGCGCAGCAGCUCCUCUGCCGCUCCGUUCCCCGUCCCAAACUCCACCCCAAUCACCACCCGAAUCCCCGCGACAACAAAAGGAGAGCCCUUCCGGUUCUUCUCCAUCACCUGAUAAUAGGCCUUCUUCUCCUUCCUUUUAUGAAAGUCCCCAUUAUCUGAGAUCAGUGGGAAACCGAUCCAUGACAUACGAGGAGAGACCUUUCUCUCCAGACAGAAUUAGAAUGGAUUCUUAUGUUCUUCCACAGUAUGGGAUGACUGAUUUUUUCAGUAGCAACAUGCCUCCUCACGCCCCCAUUGGGCCUUCUGUCAAUGGCAGUGAGAGUAGGUAUCCGUAUUACCCUCCUCCACCACCACCUCCACCUAGUAACUUUAGUUGGGAUUUCUUCAAUCCAUUUACUUCCCUAGAGGACUCGUUUGGUUUCCAAGAGCAGAAGAGAAUCAGUCGUACUUCUGAUGAUGAUUUGAAACAAGUAAGGGAAGAAGAGGGAAUUCCUGAUCUUGAAGAGGAUGAUCACAUAGAGGAUGACAGUGAUGAGGGGGAGAAAGGCAAAAUGCGAGUUGAGGAGCGGACUUUAGAGGCUAAUGCAUCCUCACAGAAUUCAUCUUGCAGUGAAGAACUUGAAACAAUCCAUACUUGUUCGGGGGAUAAGGGUGGAGAUGAGGACAAAGAAGAAGAGAAAUUGCAUGUUGUAGAGACAAAGCAGUCGGAUGAAGUAAUAAAUGAACUGAAAGUUGAGGUGAUCAAUGCUGUUACUAAUGAAGUUAUUUCAGAGAAGAAAGAUCUUGCCAUUCUAGACUCAAGCAGGGUAAGAAAUUUGCUUGAAGUUAUGAGGGACAUUGAAGACCAGUUUAUAAGAGCUUACGAUUCAGGGAAGGAAGUUGCAAGGAUGCUCGAGGCAAACAAAGUGCAUUAUCAGUCAAGCUUGACUGAAAUUAAAGAACAUUCUGCAAAGGUUUUAAAUGCUAUAACUUGGCAUCGAUCAUCAUCUUCGUCAUCUCCAUUAUCUAAGUCUCAUUUUACAUCCAGUCCAAAGGACCCAGUGAAUGAUAAUAAUGGUGAUCUUUUCGAGGAUGGUGGCAUGAUAUCUGGAAGUCAUGCAUCAACAUUGGAAAGGCUAUACGCAUGGGAGAAAAAGCUUUAUGAUGAAGUGAAGGCUGGGGAGCGCACAAGAAUAACUUAUGAAAGGAAGUGCAUCCAACUGAGGAAUCAAGAUGCUAAGGGAGAUGAUCCUCAGUCAGUUGAUAAGACAAGGGCUGCAAUAAAGGAUCUACACACAAGAAUCAGAGUUGCAAUCCAAGCAAUUGAUUUAGUAUCAAAGAGAAUCCAGAAACUGAGGGACGAGGAGUUGCAACCACAACUUGCAGAGUUACUGCAAGGGCUGAUGAGAAUGUGGAAAGUUAUGCUGGAAUCUCAUCAAACGCAGAACCAGAUAAUAGCUGAGGCUAAAUCUCUUGGUAGCUCCGUCGGUGGUAGAAUGUCUAAUGAAUUGCAUCGACAUACAACACUUCAGCUAGAAAGUGAGCUUCAGAGAUGGCAUACAAGCUUUAGCAAUUGGAUCAGUGCCCAAAAGGCAUAUGUAGAAGCCCUAAAUGGUUGGCUCAUGAAAUGCAUUAUUCAAGAGCCUGAAGGCUCUUUGAAAGGAAGGGUAUUAUUCUCCCCCCGAAGAAUUGGUGCUCCUCCUUUGUUCAGUAUAUGCAAGGAUUGGAUUCCUGCAUUUGAGAAAUUGCCAGAGAAGGCCGUUGUUCAAUCCAUCCGAAGCUUUGCAGCAGACAUCCGAACCUUACAUACACAGCAAGAUGAGGAGCAACGCCAGAAACGGAAGGCUGAAAACGCUGCAAAAGCUCUUGAUAAAAGAAUUGCCUCCUUACAAAGGAUAGAAGGUAGACAGAUUGACCCUCACUUGUCCUCAAAUGAAAAAUAUGAAUUGGAACAAGGCCAGGUUAUAAGUGCUGAUAGGAGAAUGUCCAUUGAUUCAUUUAGAAAAAAAGUGGAAGAAGAGAAAGUGAAACAUCAUAAGGCUAUGGAGCAUACUCAUCACCAAACCUUGAACACUCUGCAGACAGGAUUGACAUUUAUAUUUGAGGCAUUGACAGAAUUUUCUGCAGGCUCCAUGACAACUUAUGAGCAAUUGUAUACUUACAGUGAAAGGCCGAAGUUAACUUAUGAAAAUGGUGGUAUGCCACACGUCAGAGAUGGUUAAGGUUCAAGGUCCCUAUUUCAAGAGGAAUGAACGACUUUUAUACUGUGUACGUUGGGGUUUCUUGUCUUGGAACCUGAAGUAUGCAUGAGGAAGCAUAUGAAUAUGUAGAAUAUAUAUUUUUUUCAGACAGGACAUUGAAGGAGCUGCUAGUCUGUCAGGUUGGGCAGGGAAGGAUGCCUCGAGUUGUACAUUAUUUUAUUGGAAUAGCAGUGAAGGUGAAUAACCUGUUUAUUGGAUGAGAAGAAAAACAGAAUUUAUGAGUCUGUAAAUAACUUGUUGAUUAUUUGUCAAAUUAUUGUCAAUUAUUUCUAUACGGAAGUGACAUCUUGAAAUGAAGUUGUUUUGGGCAUAAUUCAUCAUUCGUGGUGAGAUCUUGGUCUCCAUAAACAGACUAGGAGCGAUUCCUAACUUGUAAAUGUAAUUUUUGAUGACGAAUGGUAAACAUGUAGAUUUCAUUUCUAA